AUGAGCUGGCAGGAUUAUGUGGACAAGCAAUUGUUAGCCUCUAGGUGUGUUACUAAAGCAGCUAUAGCUGGCCACGAUGGAAAUAUUUGGGCUAAAUCAGACGGAUUUGAGGUUUCUAAAGAUGAACUAACGAAAUUGGUUCAGGGAUUCGAUAAGCAAGAUAUUCUGACAUCAGCUGGUGUUACGCUGGCUGGUAAUCGUUAUAUUUAUCUGUCAGGAACAGAUAAAGUCAUCAGGGCAAAACUCGGAAAAGUUGGAGUGCAUUGUAUGAAGACACAGCAAGCGGUGGUAGUAUCGUUAUAUGAAGACCCCAUUCAACCCCAGCAAGCGGCAUCCGUAGUGGAAAAGUUAGGCGAUUACUUAGUGUCCUGUGGUUACUAA
Molecule: messenger RNA, 381 nt
Organism: Nezara viridula (southern green stink bug)
Lineage: Eukaryota; Metazoa; Arthropoda; Insecta; Hemiptera; Pentatomidae
Source: the annotation of a GenBank genome assembly